AUGGCGCUGCCCGUGCUGCCGGCCUUCCCGCCGCAUUCCCACAUUCUUGCGGCGCUGCCGGCGUUCCUGCGGUGCGCCCCUGUCCUCACACCUUGGUUUAAGAGCCGGCUGGAGGAGGAGGAGGGCAAGAGGCAGGAGGACUGGGAGCGGGAUGAGCCCCGGGAGCCGACGUCUGCGUCGCAGUUCGCGCUGAAGUUCCUGGACCCCUCGUUCGUCCCCAUCACCAACUCCCUGAGCCAGGACCUGCAGGAGAAGCCCUCCAGGUGGGCCUUCAACCGGACGGCGUUCGCACAGCAGAGGCAAGAAAUCCUUCAGCAUGUCGACGUAAUAAAAAAUUUUUCUUUGACCAAGAAUAGUGUUCGGAUCGGACAGCUGAUGCAUUACGAUUAUUCCAGCCAUAAGUAUGUUUUCUCCAUUAGCAAUAACUUCAGAUCGCUGCUUCCCGACGUGUCGCCGAUCCUGAACAAGCAUUACAACAUUUGCGCCGUGGUUGGAAACAGCGGGAUCCUGACCGGGAGUCAGUGCGGGCAAGAAAUAGAUAAAUCUGAUUUUGUUUUUCGCUGCAAUUUUGCUCCAACUGAGGCUUUCCAAAAAGAUGUUGGAAGGAAAACCAACCUUACAACCUUCAACCCCAGCAUCCUGGAAAAGUAUUACAACAACCUUUUGACCAUUCAGGAUCGCAACAACUUCUUUUUAAGUUUGAAAAAGCUCGAUGGGGCCAUUCUUUGGAUCCCUGCUUUUUUCUUCCACACCUCAGCAACAGUCACGAGAACACUGGUUGACUUCUUUGUUGAGCACAGAGGGCAACUAAAGGUCCAGUUGGCUUGGCCAGGAAAUAUAAUGCAGCACGUUAACAGGUACUGGAAGAACAAACACUUGUCACCCAAGCGGCUGAGCACAGGUAUUCUCAUGUAUACCCUUGCUUCUGCCAUAUGUGAAGAGAUCCACUUGUACGGAUUCUGGCCCUUUGGGUUCGACCCCAACACGAGGGAGGACCUCCCGUACCACUACUAUGAUAAGAAGGGAACAAAGUUCACGACCAAGUGGCAGGAGUCCCACCAGCUGCCUGCAGAGUUCCAGCUGCUCUACAGGAUGCACGGUGAAGGACUGGCCAAACUCACCUUGUCGCAUUGUGCCUAA
This is a messenger RNA of Charadrius vociferus (killdeer), 1140 nucleotides long. RefSeq names its product ST8 alpha-N-acetyl-neuraminide alpha-2,8-sialyltransferase 3 (gene ST8SIA3). Gene Ontology annotation, molecular function: alpha-N-acetylneuraminate alpha-2,8-sialyltransferase activity. Gene Ontology annotation, biological process: oligosaccharide metabolic process; N-glycan processing. Lineage: Eukaryota; Metazoa; Chordata; Aves; Charadriiformes; Charadriidae. The record is from RefSeq and is a predicted model, not a curated record. The coding region runs from base 1 to 1140 and encodes 379 amino acids. The transcript is spliced from 5 exons.